Penicillium verhagenii is the source of this 1698-nucleotide messenger RNA. Its product is annotated as MDM34 family protein. The record is from RefSeq and is a predicted model, not a curated record. Gene Ontology annotation, cellular component: ERMES complex. NCBI's taxonomy places the organism in Eukaryota, Fungi, Ascomycota, Eurotiomycetes, Eurotiales, Aspergillaceae. Gene Ontology annotation, molecular function: lipid binding. The transcript is spliced from 2 exons. The coding region runs from base 1 to 1698 and encodes 565 amino acids. Gene Ontology annotation, biological process: mitochondrion organization; phospholipid transport.
AUGGCGUUCAACUUCAACUGGUCGCCUUUGAUGGCAGACGCGGGUUUUUACACUCGUGCUCAAGAACUGCUGACAGCCGCCCUCAAUAAAUCCCCCAAACCGCCCAUCAUCGUCGAUGAUAUUAUUGUAACCGAACUCAACCUGGGCUCUAUGCCCCCUAAUCUGGAGAUCCUGGAGAUCGGAGACCUGGCGGAGGAUCGUUUUCGUGGAAUUUUCAAAAUGUCCUAUUCCGGAGACGCCUUUUUGACUCUCAAGACCCGAGUCCAAGCCAACCCACUCAAUACCUACUUGAUCACUCGCCCUUCUUUUGCAUCGCCAAAACCCCUAGCGGCCGCUACCCCGCUCACCAUCCCUCUCCAAAUCACUCUGUCGGAUUUUAAGCUCUCCGGCUUCGUCAUACUGGUCUUUUCCAAACAAAAGGGUAUUACUGUCGUCUUUCGAAAUGAUCCACUUGAGUCGCUCAAAGUCUCCUCCACAUUCGACUCGAUUCCGUUCGUACGCGACUUCCUGCAAAAAGCCAUCGAGGCUCAACUACGCAUCCUGUUCAUGGAUGAACUACCUGCGAUCAUUCAUCGGUUAUCUCUUCGCCUAUGGGUUCCGGAUUACCGCGCAGGGGAGGAUGCUCAGAAUCAGACAGAGAACACCAACCAAACGACCAGCGAAGGCCCCGGCCAAGAUCCGCUGGCGAGCCCACCACAAGAUCCCGUCGACUCUCUUGGAAAUGCGCUGAACGAAUCCGAAAUCGCAUCUCUAUCCCUAGACUCCUCGGUCGAGACUCAUUCCCUGUUCUCACAGAAGAAUCUUCUCCGUCUUGCCGCUUUGACGGAUUCUCAACGCACCUUGUCGUUAUUCACACCCUCUAUCAAUGAAGUGGUCUACCGCGCCUGGACUUCUUCCUCCGAUUCGAAUGAGUUCGCUGCCAGUGUAAUUUCACCUCUGAGCCCCGCUCUUUCCCGCACAAACUCGCACGUCGGUAGCAUGGCUUCAUCUAUUCACGAGACCGGUAGCACAAUAUCCUUGCAAAGCCGACCUUCCGUAUCAAGCCACUCAGUUAGCAGCUACGGUCUCAGCUUAGGUGCUGGACGUCAUUCUAAAGCCCAUUCUCGAAAGCGCAAGAAGCGUGUAGUGGACUUGCGUCGUCCCAAGACAACCGAUGACGCGAUGAGCGUGAGUGACGAUGGCAGCCAUGCCGAGUCCUCGGCCCCUCGAUCCAUCGCCUCCGCGCCGCUACCAAUCCUGAACGAGCAGUCUGAUGAUCCAGUGACCCCGCCCUUGUCACCCGAGUUGGACUUUCACCUCCAGACGAUCCCGGAACGAGACCGCAUGAGCAUUUCCCGACCAGCUUUCCCUCGGGCCAAUGCGGCACACGAGGAACCAUCUUAUGCCCGUGACACAAUCCGCGCUUCUCAGGUUCCGGAUGUAGAUGCGACUCCUCGUCCUGUACGAGCCAUUUUCAACGAUGAAAAGGCUGAAGCCGGCCCUUCUUCAGGUGCCGCUCGUAACCCUUUACCCGCCACCAUUCUUCCAUUCACCAAGGAAGAUGAGGAAACCAAGGGCGAGUCCGUUGAUCCUCGACUGGUUGAGCGACUUGCGGGUGAAAUUGCCCGCCGAAUGCGCGAGGAUAAGCUCAUGACCAAUGCCUGCAGUAACUUCUGGGCUCGCUCCCAGGAUGAUGCACCACCGGCCUAUGGCCAUUAA